Messenger RNA from Cloeon dipterum, 2049 nucleotides. RefSeq lists its product as uncharacterized. The transcript has 4 exons. Bases 103 to 1911 code for a protein of 602 amino acids. The record is from RefSeq and is a predicted model, not a curated record. NCBI's taxonomy places the organism in Eukaryota, Metazoa, Arthropoda, Insecta, Ephemeroptera, Baetidae.
ACUUGCUUUUGUACCCACUUGUUGUAAUUUUUGUGUGUUAAUUGUGUUUAUUGAGCUGCAACGAAACGAACUAACUUCAGCGGCUCUCAAAAAAAACGCGAUAUGCGCAGCAAUGGAGUUAGGUUCAUGCUUGCAGUUUUAGUAGCAGCGGUGCAUGGUCAGCUUCAAGUUCUCUUUGAAGACGAAGUAGCAGCAAUCGCCAAAUCGGUGAAUGAGCUCGCCGAGAAUCCUUCAAUUGCAAGAAAUGUUCGACAGCCUCAGAUUUUUACCGACCCAAUAGAAAAUCUACCCAAUGGUGCAUUACUAAACACAAGAAUUCAAAACGAUGGUGGGCAGCACCAUCACCACCAGGACGGUGCACAUUCACACACUCAUCUGACCAGGCUCGAUGUAACCUGUAGCAGCGGCAACAUGAGGGUGGAGUUGGAAUUCGAUGGGCCAUACAACGGCAUCGUCUACAGUAAAGGACACGCCGCCAACCGCAGAUGCCGAUUCAUCAAUAAAGAUAGUGCAAGAGGAUCGUUCAACUUCGUCGUUCCAAUAGACUCCUGCGGUCCAGUUGGAGAUGAAAGACGUGGUACCGACGAGACAAUCCUCGUCUUUCAAAACGACGAUUCUGUCAUAGAAGUCUGGGACGUCGCACGACGAAUCCAAUGUCCAAAGGUGGAGCGGAAAAUCGUUAAAACAAUCACUUUCAACCCAUUCACUGUGGGCCGCAUCCUUGUCGAGGAAGGCCCAACCCCAAAUGAGACCGUCGUUGAGUGCUGGAUGGACAUCCUGGUCGGCGAAAACCCGUGCCGCGGCAAGACAGCAAAAGACAAGGUCAAAAUUGGCGACGAUAUGAGCGCGGUCAUCUACGUCAAGGACGGUGGUUCCAACUACGACAUCCUGGUCAAGGACUGUUUCGCCCACGACCAGGCGCAGCUCAGUGGCCGAGACACCACUUCCGUCCAGCUCUCUGACAGCAGCGGCUGUCUCAAGAAGGAAAAGCUGCUGGGACAGUUCCGAAAAUACCCGCAAACAUGCUCAGGCGCGGACCUCGUAGCGUACGCUCCCAUGAGCGCCUUCAAGUUCGCCGACCGGCCCAGCGUGUACCUGACCUGCGUCGUUGAACUUUGUCCAGGCCAAUGCGACCAGUGCGGCGUCCCCACAAACAGGUCAACCGUGUCCGUGUGCCCUACCGAGCUUCACGGCGUCGAUCCGAAGUGUCCGCCUUUCGUCUGCACGCCUCAACUUGUCGGACGCGACUCUCGGUGUCCGACACCUCCUCCCCCUCCAACAACCGCAUUCGUCUGCACUCCCCGCCUACGCGGCCGCGACCCUCGAUGCCCAACACCACCACCUCCUACCCCCCCUCCAACCCCGGCAUUUGUCUGCACUCCACGGCUCGCUGGACGUGAUCCUCGGUGUCCCACGCCAACGCCACCACCCACUACUCCUACUCCCCGAACAACCCCCACUUUCGUCUGCACUCCUCGACUACUUGGGCGCGACCCUCGAUGCCCUACACCACCACCACCUACUCCACCUCCAACGGCAUUUGUCUGCACGCCUCGGCUCGCUGGACGUGACCCUCGCUGUCCUACGCCUUCUCCACCACCCCCUCCUCCCCCUCCGGUUACUCCAAAAUUUGUCUGCACGCCGGAGUUGAAAGGUAAGGAUGCAAACUGCCCGGAUGAAAAUGAAAGCAACCCUCCGCCGACAACGCGGCUUAACUGUGAGUUGAACCCCUCGGACCCGAGGUGUAAGAGCCACCCCUUCCACGUCCGUCUACCUGGCAAAGGAAGUAGAAGACGACCCACUGGCUCCCUCCCGAAAUCGUUCAUUCCUGCACCUUCUGCCAGAAGAAGGCGCGACGUCAGGAAGAACAUUGUCAUCACUGGAAUUAGUUCAGGAUUUAAAUAUGCUUGAAAUAUGUGACAAAUUCUGCGCCUGACUCCCCACGCCGUUUUUUUCUUUCUUUUUUUUAUCAAGCUGUGCGCAGUUAGUAGUGAUUUCAAAAUGCCUGCUACAUGUAACAUGAAAAUAAAAUAUUUAAAAUCAUCAAAA